This is a messenger RNA of Thamnophis elegans (Western terrestrial garter snake), 2075 nucleotides long. RefSeq names its product pseudouridine synthase 1 (gene PUS1). NCBI's taxonomy places the organism in Eukaryota, Metazoa, Chordata, Lepidosauria, Squamata, Natricidae. Gene Ontology annotation, cellular component: nucleus. The record is from RefSeq and is a predicted model, not a curated record. The transcript has 6 exons. Gene Ontology annotation, biological process: mRNA pseudouridine synthesis; tRNA pseudouridine synthesis. The coding region runs from base 135 to 1535 and encodes 466 amino acids. Gene Ontology annotation, molecular function: RNA binding; pseudouridine synthase activity.
CCCACUCCUCCUUUUGCUCCGGUUCCCACGUGGUCCCGGGUUGGGAACCCGGGGUUGCAUUGCACGUCGGAAGGCUUGCCAAAAAAAAAAAAAAAAAGCAGAAAAAGCCCCGCUCCUCUGCAGCGCUUGCUGGAAUGAGGAGGCUGCUGGGGGGGCCAAAGGGGAUUUGGGGUUAUUUGAGGGUCGCCGUCGGGGCAUGGAGAAGCGGCCCCGGGGGUCGGCGGAAGGGGCGCCCGGGUCCUGGGUUUCUCGGGGAAGCCAGCGGAGUUUUGCCCGGUCCCUGGAGAUCUAGCCCUUGGGUGGGCGAAGGCUGGAGGGGAGCCGCCGGUCAGGAGUGUCUUGCAAUGGCUGAGCAAUUUGGAAGUCUGGAAAACAGCCUGGCUAAGAGGCCGAGGGAGGAGAAGGAGCCUGGGAAGCAGGAGGAGAACGGACACGAUGCCAAAAGGCUGAAGGACAACGAGGACGAGGUCAAAGACGAGGCGAAGAAGUUCCCGAAGAAGAAAGUUGUGCUGUUGCUGGUGUAUUGUGGGAAAGGCUAUCAUGGGAUGCAGCGCAACGUGAAAUCUUCCCAGUACAGGACAAUUGAAGACGACUUAGUAUCAGCCCUCAUAAAAUCUGGAUGUAUUCCAGAAAACCAUGGAGAAGACAUGAAGAAAAUGUCAUUUCAGAGAUGUGCUAGGACCGAUAAGGGUGUGUCUGCGGCCGGACAGAUUGUUUCCUUGAAGGUCUGGCUGAUUGAAGAUAUUUUACAGAAGAUAAACCAGCAUCUACCUUCUCACAUAAGAAUUUUAGGGCUGAAAAGAGUGACAGGGAAAUUCAAUUCCAAGAACAGAUGUGAUGCCCGGACCUAUUCCUACAUGCUGCCGACGUUCGCCUUCGCCCACAAGGACGACACACGUCAGGAUGAAAUCUACCGCUUGAGUGCCGAGACUUUGGAGGCCGUCAACAACCUCCUGGCCUGCUAUAAAGGCACCCACAACUUCCACAACUUCACCUCCCAGAAGGGCCCCAAGGACCCCAGCGCCAAACGUUACAUCAUGGAGAUGCUGUGCGAAGAGCCCUUCGUGAGGGACGGCUUGGAGUUUGCGGUGGUCAAGGUGAAAGGGCAGAGUUUCAUGAUGCACCAGAUCCGUAAGAUGGUCGGCUUGGUGAUCGCCAUCGUGAAGGGCCAUGCCGCCAAAUCCAUUAUGGAGCAGAGCUGGGGAGAGGAGAAGGUGGACAUUCCCAAAGCCCCUGGGCUGGGCCUGAUUUUGGAACGGGUUCACUUUGAGAGCUACAACCAGCGGUUUGGGGACGACGGCCUCCACGAAGCCCUGGAAUGGGCAGAAGAAGAGGAGAAGAUUGCGGCUUUCAAAGAGCAGCACAUCUAUCCCACCAUUAUCAAGACGGAGAAGGAAGAGAGGUCCAUGAUGAGUUGGCUGGAGACGCUCUUCAACCAUCAGUUUGAUUCCACCAUCUCGAGGUUGCAGGAAGAUACCAGAGAUGCCAAGUCUGAUCCUGAAGGCAGCGAUGGAUGUGAAGACAAUUCUGAUUGAGGAUUUCAGGCACCCUUUGAUACCCUGGAUUCUAGUCCCUUUGGCCAGGAAAACCAAGCUUUUCUCAAUGAUGGAUAUUCCUUAGUCUUGAACCAAAUGAAAUGAUGCUUUCCAUCCUCACUGCAGCAAUGGAAAGGGAGACUGCUAGCUAGAACAAACACUGCUUAAAUUAUGCUCUAUAAAAAAAAUGAUUUUUUAAAAACAUGUCGGAGAAAAAUAAUUAUCGGACUCUUACGGAUAAGGGCAAGCCAUUAAGAAUGCUGUUCUCUUGGUUUUUUUCCAAACAGCCAAAAUUAAUUGUUCUCUUGGAAAGCUUUCUGUGAUUAUUGGCUUAGCCGAAUAGUAAGGAUUUUGGAAACUCUUUCUUCCUUUUGUAAAAACAAUAUAUUUUUAAUUUGUUUUUUUUUAUUUUAUUUUCACUUUCUCAUAGACCAAAUAAUGUGGUGGUUGAAACAAACUCUGGAUUGGAACAUCUGAGUUUCAUCUCUUUUUUUUUUUUUUUAAGGAAAUUCUAUUUCAGGUUUUUUUUAAUGCUCCUUU